Molecule: messenger RNA, 1268 nt
Organism: Exophiala oligosperma
Lineage: Eukaryota; Fungi; Ascomycota; Eurotiomycetes; Chaetothyriales; Herpotrichiellaceae
Exons: 2
Coding region: 101-802 (233 amino acids)
Biological process (GO): protein import into mitochondrial matrix
Cellular component (GO): TIM23 mitochondrial import inner membrane translocase complex; mitochondrial inner membrane
Molecular function (GO): transmembrane protein transporter activity
Source: RefSeq, a predicted model, not a curated record
CGCCAGACGAGUUUACGAACAGAUAUUUUGCCAUACCACCCUCACUCGUCCUUCCCAUUUCCCCCUUCAUCCGUCGAGAAGUUGCUAUUGUCGAUUCAAUAUGUCCGUCUGGGACGCCUUCACUGGCAGGAGAAAACAGCAAGCAGAAUCUCAGCGGACCGAGUCUGCGCCUGCGCCUUCGGCCGGAGGAUACGCACCGGCAUCAUUUGACCCUUCUUACACCACCGAUGUCUCUACGCUCCUAGGAGCAGCAUCUCUACCCGAUGCCUCGAAAUUACAUCCUCUCGCUGGCUUGAAUCAACAGACACUUGAUUAUCUUUCAUUAGACGAAUCUACAUUAUCAGAUCUUCCGGGCGCUCGGUCAUUUCUUCCCUCUCGAGGCUGGUCGGACGAUCUUUGCUAUGGAACAGGAACCGUAUACUUGACGGCUCUGACUACUGGUGGAACGUGGGGUUUAAUAGAAGGUCUCAAUCGGACACCUGCAUCGGCACCUCCGAAGUUGCGCCUCAACAGUGUCCUGAACAGCGUAACGAGGAGAGGACCUUUCCUCGGGAACUCAGCUGGAGUGGUAGCAAUGGUUUAUAACGGCUUCAACUCCACGAUUGGCUACUAUCGUGGCAAGCACGAUGCGGCCAACAGCAUAGUGGCUGGCGCACUCAGUGGAGCCAUUUUCAAGAGCACAAGAGGGCUAAAGCCUAUGCUGAUCUCAAGUGGCAUCGUCGCUUCAAUUGCUGGCGCAUGGGCGCUUACUCGCAAAGUCUUAUUUGAGCCUCCACAGGAAAGCCAGACCGCCAACCUGUAAUCUAAGAGAAACAACACCUAUCAAAGACGAGCACCAAAGAGUGUACUAUAAUACAGUGGGCUCGCGAUUCUUCUGACAUGUCCUCUUCUGUACAAAAAUUUCGAAUUUCACAUCUUACGAGGCAACUCUCCCACUGCGUCGGUGGGCAUCCCUUCCAAUCUUCACUCCAAUGUGAUUAGCAUAGCGGGAUUUGUUUACAUCAAGGGCGUUUGGAUGGGAGUGUAUGAUAGAAUUCGACGCAGACGGCACCGAUACGCGGGGCUAUGAUGUUGGCGGUGGAAGUUGUCAGGUGAAGAUCCAGCAGCCUUGUUGCCGGAUUGAGUCUUCAUAUUUGCUGCUGAGAUAAAUUCAUACAGUGCCAGGGACUUGGCUAUGAUUGACUGCCCCAAACAUGUUGUUUGGGGAUAAUGGAUGAACUAAGAUAUAUAAUCAAGUCAUUCAAUAAUCAUCAUCAUGUCAUACCUUA